AUGACUGAGUGUAAAGCAAUAACCACGUGUCCAUUAAAUGAGUUUUGUAUCAUUGAAUCAAAUGACAGGAAUGGUGAAAUAUAUUUCAAUAGUGGAUGUCAGACAAAAUAUGCUUGUGACCUGGUGGCAGGAACAGGUAACAUUUUUGGGAAACGAGAGAUAAACGGCCCAAGACCAGGCUACUGCAAAAGAUGUUGUGCCGGAGAUUUAUGUAAUACAGAAUGUAGUAUAGAUUUGAAGACAACAUCAUCAGUCACGACAACAAAGACGACAACACCAGUCAUAAAAACAAAGACAUCCAUAGUAGUCACAACACCAGAGACGACAGUCAAACGUCUCAAUUGUGAUGAUCAUUCAACCUGUGGUUACCUGGUGAGUAAGCUUGGUGUUUGUGAUGAUCAGCAUGGUAUAGAUAUUUGUCCUGUAUCCUGCGGAAGAUGUAUCCCUACGACGAUAAUGACGUCACAGUGUACAGAUACAUCCACUAAAUGUGAUUAUCUAAACAGGACAUUCAGCAUUUGCCAGAAUCCAGAUGCAGUGAAAAAUUCCGGUUGUAAAAAGACAUGUAAUUACUGUGACCUUUGUGGUACAGUGAACCCUUGUCUAAAUAGUGGUGUAUGUGAAAAAGACGGAUUUUGGUUCAAAUGUAAAUGUUUGUAUAGCUAUUACGGAAAAUACUGUGAACAGCAGCAACCAGAUUCAUUGGGAACGAAAUUUUACCUGGCUUUCCUGGCGAGCUUUGGUACUCCUCCUUCAUAUGCACAGCUGUAUAUUAUUUCUGAUCAUAACGGAACAUGCAUCAUACGUAUUCCGUAUCUACAUAUAAACACAUCAAUGCCUGUAAUAUUCAACGAUGUGAGUCAAUAUCGUAUAAACAGCAGCAUUCUGAUGACGACGCAAGGAAUACAAAACAAAGCAAUAAUAGUUCGUUGUGACGUUCCUGUAUCUUUAUACGGAAUGAAUUAUGCGAAUGUAGUCACCGAGGGCUAUCUUGGUAUUCCCCAGAAUGGACUUGGAAGCAAAUACAUUGUGUCAUCUUUCUCUCAAGAUAAGUCAGAGUUUGGAAUUAUUGCUCCUAGUAAUGAUACUUUUAUUUCGAUUAACUUAAGAUUGGAGUCUGGUGACUUGAAGUAUAAUGGAAACACGUACCGUCCAGGUGAUUUAUUAAAUAUAACAAUGUUCAAAGAUGAAACAUUUUAUUUAUCAUCCGACAAUGAUCUGAGUGGUACAAUAAUUUCUUCAACCAAACCCGUUGCUGUUGUUUCCGGAGUCAAAUUAAGUUUCAUGAACGACGAAUACUCAAACCAUAUGACAGAAAUGAUUUUGCCCCACAAACAUCUUGGCAGAAAUUUUAUAGUUCCUGUGUUGUAUAAUUCACAAUGUAAGUAUAGGAUAUUCGCGGACAGUCCCUCCAGUUUAACGAUCCAGCAGGGUAAUUACACUAUAUCUGGAUUCAAGAAAAAUAUAACUGCAGGACAGUAUAUGGAGGUUAAUUCUGACAAACCAACAACCUUUAGAUCAUCCUCUGGUAUCCUUGUUCAACUUUACUGUGACUCACAUGGUCUAUCCUACGAGUCUGUGAUGGUUACUCUGCCUGUCAUUAGUCAUUUCAAAGCAGGCUACUAG
Messenger RNA from Mytilus trossulus (common blue mussel), 1626 nucleotides. RefSeq lists its product as uncharacterized. Bases 1 to 1626 code for a protein of 541 amino acids. The transcript has 6 exons. NCBI's taxonomy places the organism in Eukaryota, Metazoa, Mollusca, Bivalvia, Mytilida, Mytilidae. The record is from RefSeq and is a predicted model, not a curated record.